GGCCGUACAAGCUGCUGUGAUUUCUAGCUAUCGCCUGUAGCUGUGAGAGUUUGAACUCUGGAGUCACAAAGCAUUAAUAGGAGCUAAGAGACUGCCUAUGCUGGGAAAUCAACGAAGUAGCAAGAUGUUUUGUGAAAAAACAAACGUGAUGUAGUCAUUAUUGUGAUGUAGACCACUUAAUAUUGAGAUAUAAAUGAAGAAAACAUCCGAGUUUCGUCAUAUUUUAUGAAAUAACUAUUAUUGGAUAUAUUGUUGUCAAAAAGUGCUGAACUUUUGGAAGAACUAAAACAUGGUGUAAGUGACGCCGGGUUGUUUAUCUAUCCUACUUGUCAUUUGUAAUGGGUUAUAACCAAAAUUGACUAUGAACACAGAUGACAGACUGUUCGCUGAUUGGAGUAGUGAUUCGCGAUCACGUAGUUCGCACAGUAUGAAUCCUCAUACAAAUUUCAACCAGUCCAGCAUGUAUCAGUGGAACAUGACCUCUCCACAUAGCCAGACGAAUAUGCCAGGAACGAAUCCAAUGUCAUCGCGUAUGCUGAAUUCUGGAUUGCACCAAGGUUUAGGCCUGCCAUACAAUACUAUCAUGCCAUAUUCUAACACCUAUAAUACCAGUAAUACAGCAAUGCAUCCGUCGAUGAACCUCCCGAGUGGUACUGCCCAGAACCAGUUCGGUAUGGGAGAGAGUAUGUCCAGGAGUCGAGAUGUCAUGCAGGGAUUUUCUUCCAUGAGUUCAACUCAUUCUCCGUAUCUCACUCAGAAUGAUUCGACGGGUAUGCAGGAUUUUACUGCAUAUCGAUAUAACAGUGCGUCCGAUCCUCUUAAUACAAAUAGACUAAUGCAUUCAGAUUUUAUCUCUUCGGAGAGACGCAAUCUUAGCCGUGCCAGUAGCAACACGUCUGCGCUUGAUGCAUCAGCCCAGAUGAGUUUUCCAUUGGACCAGACUCAGAUGUCAAGUGGUAGCCGGAGUCACCUUUCAUCCGCCGACUCUAGCUUCAUGACCAGGAGUAACCAGCCAUUUGAACUCCAGAGGGCUGACACAAUGGGCUUUGCAAGAUCUGAUUAUAGCUCUCACAUGAGUUCCUCAGCAAGAAGUUUUGGUGGCCUGGCACAUACCAGUAGUAGACAAGCUGAGAUACCUAUGAGCUAUGCCUCUGCCGUCACGCGAGCAUCAGCUAGUGUAAAUGCCACUGCAAUGGAAAAAUCCAUAGCAGCAAACCAGUCAUUCUGGAGUUCCCAGCCCCAACCUACCAACACUUCAUCAUUAAGUUCUUCUGAAGCCUUGACCUCUCAGCGCGAGAAAACCCCAUACUUCCCUGUAACACAGAGCUUGCCUGGUUCAGCCCCUGUGCCACGUGGUUCAUACAAUGCUAAUACUGCAAGCUAUCCAACAAGCCGGCCCUCUGCUCAAGGUAGCAACAGCAAUGUUGCCUCGCCUCAAAGUACUUAUGCGCAAUCAAUGGCAGCUACCACUGUAACCACUGCAUCAACAUACACAACAAGCACACCAUCAAGGUCACAAUCCACCGCCUAUUCGCACAUGUCUCCUGCCACUACUUCGGCCCCUUCCACACCUCUGGCUACUGUGCCACCAACAACAACUGCUGCCAGUUCUGUAUUGACGUCCACAAAUAAAGUUCAAUCAGAGCAAGACUCCACAUCAAUGCCAGGAAGUAACCAAUCCUAUGGAAUGGCGCCAUGCACUCCUGCACCAACGACGCCUUCCUUCACACAGGGCUAUUCACCGCCAUUCACAACGACAACAGUCGCAACUACCACAAUGUCACCGUAUCCCGCACCACAAUCCAAUGACUCUGUGACGUCUGGUAACUACCGUGCUCCUGGGAGUGCGCAGAGCAAUACAUCCAAUCACUCUGCAGCUGUCCAGCAGAAGGCUCAGAUCAAUAGCAGUCCUCUUCAAGACACGCAAGUUUCAGAUGGUCUUAAGGCCGAGAUAACAAUGCAAACAGACAUUCUAAAAACACAAACUACACCAGAGAAAAUGAGUCCUGAUGAUGGAGGCAGUGGGCAACCAGUUUUGACAGAGAUUGUCCAAACUAUUGAGAGUGCCAUCGGGAGGUUACCUCAUGCCAGCCCUAGGCAAACAGGCGACAUUGAUCAAGCCUUAAGACAACUCAAACAUCUCAUCAAUAUAGGUAAUAUCACAGAGGAAUCCUUGACACAGACACUUUCAAUGUCUCAGGGACAGCGAAGUUCUGAUAAAAUGGAGGCCCAGAGUAGCAGUGAAAACAGUGAAGAUGAACAGAAAGAAGAGAUGCUCUUCAAAGAGGGAGUCAGAAGACCGCUUGACCUUCCACGAGAACUGACAUUAAAAAUUGAUGAGCAGUUGCAGAUCAGUGUUUGGACAAAACAAGACAUAACGAAUGAUACAGAGUUUGGACCUUACCAGGGCAAACUGACUAUGAAAUUUAUGCCAGCAGAGUCUCGUGAUAAGUGGCUGGUGACGGGUCCAAAUUAUGAUUCUGUUGCCAUGUUUCAACCACUGGAUGAUUUAGAAGCUGAAUUGCCGCCUAAUUGGUUGAGGUACAUCAGUCCGGCGUCCAGUGAUCAGGACCAGAACUGUGUAUUGACGAGAACAGAGGAAGAUACAAGGUAUAUGAUUAAAAUAGUAGGUGAUAUAGCUCCCAAUCAAGAACUGUUUGCUGUCCAUAAUGAGGAAUUUUUAGAAGAGGAAGAUGAGAUACAAACGCAGACGUUUCUAGAUAUUCCAGAACCCAUCACUAGAGAAGACAGACGACAAAGCGACAGUAGUAUGCCAGAGUUAGAAGCCCAGGAAGACCGGGAAAUUCCUGAUAUGAUCCCAGAAGAUUAUGACAAUGAAGAUGAGUUCUGUAGGAAAAGGGAAUUGUCAGAUGUUGAGGAGCUUGAGGAGGAAUCUCCACGAAAGAGCAAACGUCGUAAGUUGCUGGCCGCUGAACCGGAUAUCCCAGCAGAUAUUGGGAUGAUUGAUCCGGAUGAUUUGAUAACAGAUGUACCAGUGGAAGAAGUACCUAAAGCUCCAAAACGGAGAUCCAGAAAGAAGAAGAAAGAAGUUGAGAAAGAAAGAGAAGAAAGUGUAAGCGCCAACGAAAGUGGAACACCAAGUCCAGCAAAAACAGACAGGAAACGACGGUCUCGGAGAGAUAAAUCAAAAGAAGAUAAGGAAAUAAAGGAAGAUUCAGACCAUGAUGAAUCACCUUUACCAUCGCCCUCUCACAAAGGGAAGAAGAAAGAUCGGAGAAGACAGCAGAAAUCUGAAAGUCCAGAUAAAAGGGACGGCGGGAGACGUAAGCGCCGAGAUGCCUCUUUAGAGAGCAGUCACGCCUCAGAUAAAGAGUCUGAUAUGGAAGCUAGCGAUGAUGAAAGAGGCUCUGCUGAUAAGAAAGACGAUAUUGAUAGGAGAACAAAAAGGAAAUGGACACAUCGAGAAUUCAAAUGUGAAGUUUGUGGUGAAACCAUUCGAUAUGUUACCAAAUUUGAUCGUCAUAUGAUGGAUAAACAUGCCAUUAUGGAACCGUGGAAGUGUGAGCGUUGUCCAACAGAAAGAAGAUUCCGCUUAUAUGCUACUUUAGAGAAGCACAUGAUAACAACACACCCGGGAGAGAAGCUGAGUUUUGAGUCAGGGGAAGCUUCUGUCAGUUCAAUUGAAAAGACACCUGAAAUACCUGAAAAACCUAAGAGGACUAGAAAAUCUCGAAAAUCAAAAAGUCUCGAUUCUGGAGAAAAAGAAGAUGCUAUUCCUCUAAAGGAAGAGGAUGUGAUAGAGGAAAUCAAUGAUAUUAUUGAUGAUGAUGACGAUAUGGGAAAAAUACCAUGUCCACCUGCCCUGCCAGAGCUCUUACCACCGUUACCAUCACAUGAUGAUUUAGUUCACACUAAAUUUGAACUGGAAGUUGCAGAGCUACACAAAGUAGUCAAAAAAAUGAAGACUAAGAAAGAAUCUCAUGAAAGUGGUAGUGAAAAGAAAAAAUCAACCGGAAAAGGGGAUGAGCCAAAAAAAACAAAGAGAAAGUCCAAGAAAAAUAAAUCUAAGGUCAGCAUGGAAAGUCCUGAAGGUGGAACAGAAUUGGAUUUGGAGAAAAAACCUGAAAUUAUAUUGCCCAAUGAAAUAGGUGGAGGUGAUAGCAUUGUGAAAAGAACUGAUUUAAAAGUUUCUGAAGCAGCAGAAGAGUUGACAGGCAGUAAAGUGUACAGGUUUUCAGAUGAUGAAACAUCGCCAUUGCCUACACUUCGAUGCAGUGAAAAAGAAGAUGUGAUUGAUGCAUCACAGACAAGUAAUGAGAACAAUUCUGAAAUUAGAAAGUUUGAAAAUAACGAGAAACCAUUAGUUGCUGAUGAUGAUAGUGAUGUAGAAAAGACAGAGAAAAAUAAUUCCGACAGUUCUAUAAAAAAGAAAAGAAAACAUAGAAAGUUGACUUUCUCUUGUGAUGAGUGCAACGAGACUUUUAAAUGGACCACGAAGUACAUGAAGCACAUGAGUGAAAUGCAUGGUGUCACGAAACCGUUCAAAUGUGAAAAAUGUGAAGAUGUUUCGUUUGGAACAUACCAAAAUUACGAGAGACAUUGCCUGAGUAAGCAUGACCCAAAUAAUAGUAGUACUAGUAGUAACCGUAGUAACCGUAGGUCAUGGACAAAAAAUCAAUUUAAGUGUGAUGUGUGUGGGGAAGAAGUUGUCCAUGCGACAAAGUUCGAUAAGCAUAUGUUUGAGAAGCAUGGAAUUAUGAAACCCUGGAAAUGUAGUCAAUGCGACCAAUCUUUUCGCCUUCUCAGCUCAUUACGAAAUCAUACUAGUUAUGUCCAUGAGCAGGUAGCGAGACCAAAAACAGGUAAAAAUCGUGACGCUAAGUCAAUAAUGAAGACUGAUUCAAAUGCUGACAUGGCACAGGCUUUUGAUAUUGGCAUCCUGGAAGCGGAGGGAAAUGCGUCAACACCAAAGAAGGAUGUUUUGCAAGAAAGUGUGCCUGUGACCGUAGAAGAUGAAACUACAAACAAUGAUGUGCAUUCGGGCGGAGAAUCAAAAGAAUCAAAUGAGAUUGAAACUACCUCAGAGAAAAAGAAAAAACGGAAAGAUGGCUAUAAAAAACCUGGUACUAAGAAGUACACGAUAAGACAGUUCACCUGUCAUCUCUGCCAGGAAAGUGUGAGUAAUGUUUCUGGAUUUGAAAAACACAUGUUGGAACAGCACCAGGUGGACAACUGCUGGCAAUGCAAGUUAUGCAUUACAGCGCCGUUCAGACUUUUUAAUGGUCUUCAGCAGCAUAUGAGAAUCAUGCACUCUGAUGUGGACCAAGAAGCCAAGCCUGCACUCUGCGAACUUUGUGGACACUCUUUUAAAACUGAUGAGAAUCUGCGGCGUCACAUGAGGAUACACCUUGAAACGCUCCCAUUCCCGUGCAUGCUGUGUGGCCAGGCAUUCAAUGGGGGCGUGUUAUUGCAGCGACAUAUGGACAAGGAACAUGUCAGUCACCCGGACAUUCACAAAUGUGAUGUGUGCUUGAAAGUUCACACAACGCAAGAACAACUUGACGACCAUAAAGCGAACCAUGAUUGCACCAGUGAAAUUAACAUACCAUUUGGAGAAAUCAAAACAGACGAUGGUAUUAUCUACUUCAGAGAAGGGAGGGAGAGGGUGCAGUGUAAAACAUGUGACAAAUGGUUACUGAAACAGGACUUUGAAGAGCAUGAGAAUAUACAUACGGGGAGCAAACCACAUGAAUGCAACGAAUGUGGCAAAGGGUUUGCUCAAAAAGCUGGACUUGGUGUACACAUGAAAAAGUCACAUUCAGAUGAGAAAAACUAUAAGUGUGAUAUUUGCACAAAAGCUUUCAAACUGAAGAGUUACCUCAGGCAACACAUGGUGACCCAUUCAGCUGAAAAACCCCACGAGUGCUCGGUAUGCGGCAAGCGAUUCACUCGAAAAGCAUUUAUGAAGAAACAUGAAAAACGUCACAUCGAUUCCAAAGACGGGAGCAAGGAUGAUGUAAAGGACGAAGUGGAGGAGGGAGAAAUGAAGAAAAGUGAUGACGAAAAAGAUGAUAAGUCAGAAGAUGGUAAAGAGGAGAGCGAUGUGGAUACCAAGAAGGAGGAGGAAGAUUUGUAGUUGUUUAUUUAGAGAAAGAAUCUGUAAAUUAUUUAAAUAACAUUUAAUAUAACAGGAUGGGUUGUUAUCUUUUUUUUAUAAAAAAAAAUAUAGGAAACGCAGUUAUUUCAUCAAUAUCUGUGGCAAAUGUUACAUCUUGUAAUAACUCUUGUUGCUAGGACACAAGUCAGCAAAUUAGUAUUUAGAAAACAACAAUUAUGGAAUCCAAUAAUCUUGUGUAUGGUAUUAUCCCAGGCAAUGAAUCACUAUAUAUAUAUAUAUCAUGUAUAUACAAUUAUUGCCCCACAAUGUCUUGUGUGAUAAACAUUUUUAAUUGCUGUGAACAUUUCAGCAACAGCAUUUUGUGAGAAAAUUGUGGGGAUCAAUUUAUUAUUAUUUUUCUAGAAUAGACUUUUUGAUUUUUUUAGUGUACAAAAAGUGCUUCAUGUUGAUUGCACUGUUUUAGCCAACACUUCUACACAUUUUUAAUCUACACUUCUUUCUUUUAAAUUCCAGUAUCAUUUGUCUUUCCAGGCUUUUUGCUUUAAUAACUUUGGUUCUUUUUGUUUUGUCAGCAAUGUGGAACUGUAGCAGUGCCUUUCAUUUUGAACUAUACAUCAUCAUUCACUGUACGAUGUUGUCUGUGGUAUCAGUGUGGACCAGGCUUUUAGCCAGCCACCUGUCUGUCAUUUUUGAGAGGUACAACAAUUCAUUUGACAGGCAAAAUGUCUACAAACCUGUCCAGUUUUUAUUGAAAAUUGCCAGUAAAUGACAAAUUACUGUAGAAUACUUUAUUUUCGCUUGGAAUUUAUUUUCGCUAUUUUCGCUGAAGACAUGAUACCGUGAAAAUAAAAUCCAGCGAAUAUACUUUUUUUCCUAUAUUUUACAUUAAACUCAUCAAAAAUCAGUGAAAAUAAAUUCCAAGCAA
Messenger RNA from Saccoglossus kowalevskii, 7004 nucleotides. RefSeq lists its product as uncharacterized. Gene Ontology annotation, cellular component: nucleus. Gene Ontology annotation, biological process: regulation of gene expression. Gene Ontology annotation, molecular function: protein binding. The record is from RefSeq and is a predicted model, not a curated record. Lineage: Eukaryota; Metazoa; Hemichordata; Enteropneusta; Harrimaniidae.